UGAAGGCGUUGUUGACGUUCGUGAUUCGCUUAAAAUUUUUAUUCAAUUUGUCUAUUUUCUAACUAUUGUUAUUUCUUAUGAAACAAUAAACGUAGGAUGCUUAUGAACUUGAACAGGAAUUACGUAUUUACAAUAUACUUAACCAUAAUUAGACCCUGUUUAGUUGCGUCACAGGCUAAUAUGUCUUCGGGAAGUAUUGACGCAGAUAAAUAUUCCGUAGCAUAUGUAACAGUGCCAAGUACGGAUGUUGGAAAAACUAUUGGCCAUGGAUUAGUAAAGAAUAAGCUUGCUGCUUGUGUUAAUAUUGUACCUCAAGUUACCUCUAUAUAUGAAUGGAAGGGCGAGAUCAAUGAAGAUAGUGAGGCCCUGUUAAUGAUAAAGACUCGUACAUCAAUGGUUGACAAGCUGACAGAAUAUGUUCGCUCCAAUCAUCCGUAUGAAGUUUGUGAAGUCAUAUCUUUGCCUAUAAAAAACGGUAACCCACCAUACUUGAAAUGGAUUGGUGACACAGUACCAGAAAAUUAAGAUUAUUAGUUUUAUAGGCUAGGCUUUUCAACAGUAGAAAACAAUAGUUUGAAACUUUUAUUAAUAUUGUAAAAUUACAAAAUUAGCUAGAAUUUUUAAUUUUGAGCCAUAUAAGUGCAUUUAUU
This is a messenger RNA of Papilio xuthus (Asian swallowtail), 650 nucleotides long. Its product is annotated as protein CutA homolog. Lineage: Eukaryota; Metazoa; Arthropoda; Insecta; Lepidoptera; Papilionidae. Gene Ontology annotation, molecular function: copper ion binding. The record is from RefSeq and is a predicted model, not a curated record. Bases 97 to 525 code for a protein of 142 amino acids. Gene Ontology annotation, biological process: response to metal ion. The transcript is spliced from 3 exons.